Messenger RNA from Diceros bicornis minor, 2826 nucleotides. It is a transcript of the gene CCNT1, whose product is annotated as cyclin T1. Gene Ontology annotation, molecular function: cyclin-dependent protein serine/threonine kinase activator activity. The transcript has 9 exons. Gene Ontology annotation, cellular component: nucleus; cyclin/CDK positive transcription elongation factor complex. NCBI's taxonomy places the organism in Eukaryota, Metazoa, Chordata, Mammalia, Perissodactyla, Rhinocerotidae. Gene Ontology annotation, biological process: regulation of transcription by RNA polymerase II; positive regulation of DNA-templated transcription, elongation. The record is from RefSeq and is a predicted model, not a curated record. The coding region runs from base 88 to 2268 and encodes 726 amino acids.
UGCUGCCGCACAGCGGAUGUGGGUCGCCGCUUAGGUGACGCUGGGAAGUGCUUGCAGCCUCCGCCGCUGCCUUCUGAUUAAAGCACUAUGGAGGGAGAGAGGAAGAACAACAACAAACGGUGGUAUUUUACGCGAGAACAGCUGGAAAAUAGCCCAUCUCGUCGUUUUGGUCUGGACCCAGAUAAAGAACUUUCUUAUCGCCAGCAGGCGGCCAAUCUGCUCCAGGACAUGGGGCAGCGUCUUAACGUUUCACAAUUGACUAUCAACACUGCUAUCGUAUACAUGCAUCGAUUCUACAUGAUUCAGUCCUUUACACAGUUCCAUCGAAAUUCUGUGGCUCCAGCGGCCUUAUUUCUUGCAGCUAAAGUAGAGGAGCAGCCAAAAAAAUUGGAACACGUCAUCAAAGUAGCACAUGCUUGUCUCCAUCCACAGGAAUCACUUCCUGAUACUAGGAGUGAGGCUUACCUGCAACAAGUUCAAGAUCUGGUGAUAUUAGAAAGCAUUAUUCUGCAGACUUUAGGCUUUGAACUAACAAUUGAUCACCCACAUACACAUGUGGUAAAGUGCACUCAGCUUGUUCGAGCAAGCAAGGACUUAGCACAGACUUCUUACUUCAUGGCAACCAACAGCCUGCAUUUGACCACAUUUAGCCUGCAGUACACACCUCCUGUGGUGGCCUGUGUCUGCAUUCAUCUGGCUUGCAAGUGGUCCAACUGGGAGAUCCCAGUCUCAACUGAUGGGAAGCACUGGUGGGAGUAUGUUGACGCCACUGUGACCCUGGAACUUUUAGAUGAACUGACACAUGAAUUUCUGCAGAUUCUGGAGAAAACCCCCAACAGGCUCAAACGAAUUCGGAAUUGGAGGGCAUGCCAGGCUGCCAAGAAAACAAAAGCAGAUGACCGAGGAGCGGAUGAAAACACUUCAGAGCAGACAAUCCUCAAUAUGAUUUCCCAGAGCUCUUCAGACACAACUAUUGCAGGUUUAAUGAGCAUGUCAACUUCUUCUACCGCAAGUACCGUGCCUUCCCUUCCAACCACUGAAGAGUCAUCCAGCAACUUAAGCAGUGUGGAGAUGUUGCAGGGCGAGCGUUGGCUGUCCUCCCAACCUCCUUUUAAACUAGAACCUGCUCAGGGUCAUCGGACUAGUGAGAAUCUAGCACUUAUAGGAGUUGAUCAUUCCUUGCAACAGGAUGGUUCGAAUGCGUUUAUUUCCCAGAAGCAGAGUGGUAAGAGUGUGCCAUCAGCUAAAGUGUCACUGAAAGAAUACCGUGCAAAGCAUGCAGAGGAGUUGGCUGCCCAGAAGAGGCAACUGGAGAACAUGGAGGCCAAUGUGAAGUCACAGUAUGCAUAUGCUGCGCAGAAUCUCCUGUCUCACCAUGAUAGCCAUUCUUCAGUCAUUCUGAAAAUGCCCAUAGAGGGCUCAGAAAACCCUGAGCGGCCUUUUCUGGAAAAGGCUGACAAAACAGCUCUCAAAAUGAGAAUCCCAGUGGCGAGUGGAGAUAAAGCUGCCUCUUCAAAACCGGAGGAGAUAAAAAUGCGCAUUAAAGUCCAUGCUGCACCUGACAAGCACAAUUCUGUAGAUGACAGUGUCACAAAGAGCCGAGAGCACAAAGAAAAGCACAAGACUCACCCAUCUAAUCAUCAUCAUCAUCAUAAUCACCACUCACACAAGCACUCUCACUCACAGCUUCCAGCUGGUACUGGGAACAAACGGCCAGGUGAUCCAAAACAUAGCAGCCAGACAAGCACCUUAGCACACAAAACCUAUAGCUUGUCUAGUUCUUUCUCCUCUUCCAGUUCUACUCGUAAAAGGGGCCCCCCUGAAGAGACUGGAGGGGCCGUGUUUGAUCAUCCAGCCAAGAUCGCCAAGAGUACUAAACCCUCUUCCAUAAAUUUCUUCCCUCCUCUUCCUACAAUGGCCCAGUUGCCUGGGCAUAGCUCAGACACAAGUGGCCUUCCUUUUUCACAGCCUAGCUGUAAAACUCGAGUUCCGCAUAUGAAACUGGAUAAAGGCCCCACUGGGGCCAAUGGUCACAACACAACCCAGACAAUAGACUAUCAAGAUACUGUGAAUAUGCUUCACUCCCUUCUCAGUGCCCAGGGUGUUCAGCCCACUCAGCCCCCUGCAUUUGAAUAUGUUCAUUCUUAUGGUGAAUAUCUGAAUCCACGGGCUGGUGGAAUGCCCUCCAGAUCUGGCAAUACAGACAAACCCAGGCUACCACCUCUACCAUCAGAACCUCCUCCACCACUUCCACCCCUUCCUAAGUAAAAAAGAAAAAGAAGAGGAGAAAAAAACUUCUUUAAAAACACAUACUUUCUUUUCUUUUUUUAACUACUGAUUCUGGACUAAGAAAAUUACUUCCCUUAUGAAAUAUGUCACCCUUCUUGGACUAGGGAAUAAAUUAAUAUUGAGACAUAGGUGGAAGGGUGGUAGAGGGCCUUGGUUACUAUAUCUGCUGCCUCAGAAAUUUAACUAUUUUAUUGUAGUUUUUACUGGUAUUAGAGAGGUGAGAAUGUGUUGAAGCUGUGAAGGAUUAAGAAUACUUUCUCUAUUCUUGGCCUUUCCACCUCCUAAUUAGGUUGAUUAGAGUUGAUAUCUUCCCUCUUCUUGCCAGGACUGAAAUAUGGAGGGUUUGUUUUAUCAAACAGUUGUGGAUUCUUUUGGUGUUUAAUAUAUCAGAAGAGAGGAAGUAUUUAAACGUCAAGAUCUUUUAAGAGACUUUUAAAAAAUAAUUUAAAGAAAGUAAGUUAUCUGUUUAGUUUUUUUAUAUAAAUGGGGAGGGGAUAGGGAUUUUGCUGUGUGUAUGAGAUACAUAGCAUUGAGUCC